AUGGGGCUCACGCACGACCCAAACUUCCACAAACUGCAGGACUGGUAUACUGCUCAUGCGCUUAACCUCAACAUGAGACACUUGUUUGAGAGUGACAAAGAGAGGUUCAACAAGUUCAGCCUGACACUAAAUACACAAGAUGGGGACAUUCUUCUUGAUUACUCCAAGAACCUCAUUACCGAUGAAGUUAUGAAAAUGUUGAUUGAUCUGGGUCAGUCAAGGGGUCUUGAAGCUGCUCGGGAGAAGAUGUUCACCGGUGAGAGGAUCAACUUCACAGAGGGGCGUGCUGUGCUCCAUGUGGCUUUGAGAAAUCGCAGCAACAAGCCCAUCAUGGUCGAUGGGAAAGAUGUGAUGCCAGAGGUCAAUAAAGUUUUGGAGAAGAUGAAAGGCUUCUGUCAUAGAGUUCGCAGUGGACAGUGGAAAGGCUACACAGGAAAGGCAAUCACAGAUGUUGUCAAUAUUGGAAUUGGAGGAUCUGACCUUGGUCCGCUCAUGGUGACCGAGGCUCUGAAGCCUUAUGCAGAAGAUGGUCCGCGUGUGUGGUUUGUGUCCAAUAUUGAUGGAACACAUAUUGCCAAAACAUUGGCAAAACUCAAUGCUCAGACGACUCUUUUCAUCAUUGCAUCCAAGACAUUCACCACACAGGAGACUAUUACUAAUGCAGAGUCUGCAAAAGCAUGGUUCCUGGAACACGCCAAAGAUAAAGCUGCAGUUGCAAAGCAUUUUGUGGCUCUGUCGACAAAUGCUACCAAAGUGAAGGAUUUCGGCAUUGAUACAGAGAACAUGUUUGAAUUCUGGGAUGUGAGUGGUGGGACAGCGGGAUUGGCCAGCAGCUGCUGGGAAAUCAGAAGCCUCUAUGCACACUGGCAACACACAGUUAUUAUUGGGAAUGACCUUCUCUUUGGCACAGGUCACUGUAAAGGCCGUGUUGCAUCAAAGUGGGUUGGUGGUCGCUUUUCUCUAUGGUCAGCCAUCGGGAUGUCCAUUGCUCUGCAUAUUGGUUUUGAAAACUUUGAGAAGCUUCUGUCAGGAGCUCAUUGGAUGGAUAACCAUUUUCGCACUGCUCCUCUUAAUAAGAAUGCCCCAAUCCUUCUGGCCUUACUUGGAAUCUGGUACAUCAACUUUUUCCAUGCUGAGACUCAUGCAAUGUUGCCCUAUGAUCAAUACAUGCACCGGUUUACCGCAUACUUCCAACAGGGUGACAUGGAGUCCAAUGGCAAGUACAUCACUAACCAGGGCGCUCGUGUAAACUACCACACUGGACCCAUAGUGUGGGGAGAGCCUGGGACCAACGGACAGCACGCCUUCUAUCAACUUAUCCACCAGGGAACGCGUAUGGUGCCUUCUGACUUUUUGAUCCCAGCUCAAUCUCAGCACCCAUUAAGAAACGGCCUGCAUCACAAGAUCCUGUUGGCAAACUUCCUUGCUCAAACAGAGGCUAUGAUGAGAGGCAAAACCACCGAAGAGGCCAGGAAGGAGCUGGAAGCCAGCGGCGUCAGUGGAGAGGAGCUGGAAAAAAUUCUUCCUCAUAAAGUUUUCCAAGGAAACCGACCAACAAAUUCAAUAAUUUUCAAGAAACUUACGCCAUACACCCUAGGAGCCCUUAUUGCACUUUAUGAGCACAAGAUCUUUGUCCAGGGUGUAAUGUGGGAGAUUAACAGCUUUGAUCAGUGGGGUGUGGAGCUUGGAAAACAACUGGCUAAGAAGAUUGAGCCUGAAUUGCAAGACUCUAAAGAAGUCCAAUCUCAUGAUUCCUCCACUAAUGGACUCAUGAACUUCCUCAAGAAAAACUUUGCAUAA
This is a messenger RNA of Knipowitschia caucasica, 1800 nucleotides long. NCBI's taxonomy places the organism in Eukaryota, Metazoa, Chordata, Actinopteri, Gobiiformes, Gobiidae. The record is from the annotation of a GenBank genome assembly.